CCCGCAGCUGUAGCGCCUGCCGGGCUGCCGCUGUCCGCCUGGCCCAGACCCUGCUCCCGCCACCCGCCGAGGACAUGGAUGCUUCCUUGGAUGCAUGGGACCACUUCUACACACCUUUGAUAUCCUUGUGGGUGAACAGGUUUUAUGUGUACUUGGGUCUUGCCUUUGGCGUUAGCCUGUGCAUCUGCAUUCAAGUUGUCACCAAAAAGCUGGGUGACAGAUCACUGGGGAAAUCCUCCCUCCAGAAGACCUUCCCAGCUCCUGUGGCCCCCGUGGCUCCUGUGGCCAAUGGUCCCACUUCCCCUGAGAAGAAAGAAGUCCAUGUUUCUGGAGUGAAUAUCUUCUAUGCUUCUCAGACCGGUACUGCAAAGGGAUUUGCAGCAAGUCUGGCCAAAGCGGUCACGGCUCUUGAUUUGCCUGUGGUGGUCAUUAAUUUGAAAGAAUAUGACCCCGAUGAUCACCUGGGGGAGGAGGUAACCAGUAAAAAUAUUUGUGUCUUCCUGGUUGCUACCUACACUGAUGGCCGACCACCAGACAGUGCAGAGUGGUUCUGCAAAUGGUUGGAGGAAGCGUCUAAUGACUUUAGAUUUGGCAAGACUUAUCUGAAGGGCAUGAGAUACGCAGUGUUUGGAUUGGGAAACUCAGUCUAUGAGAGCAACUUUAACAAGGUCGGCAAAAACAUUGAUAGAUGGUUGUGGAUGCUCAGUGCCAGGCGGGUCAUGACCUGCGGGGAGGGCGACGGCAACGUGGUGAAGAGCAGGCACGGGAGCCUGGAAGCCGACUUCGCCGCUUGGCAGGCCCGCUUCCUUUCCCGGCUGCAGGAUCUAAGCCGCGGCAGCAGCGGUGAGAAGAAGGCCUGCCGUGGCAGCCACCGCCGGGGCAGCUGCGAAAAAGGCGGAUGCAGAGUCAAGAAGGAGGGAAAGGGCAUGGGGCCGGCGGGGCCCCAGCGGGAGGCCCCCGAGGAGAAAGAACAAUUUGAAACCACAAGUGAGGAAGAGUCGGGCGCUGAAGACCAUCAGAGUCGCAGCUCAGUGAUGGACGUGGAGGAUCUGGGCAAGAUGAUGAGCAGCAUGAAGAAGGCAAAGAAAGAAAAGGAGCAGCAGGACAUACAACUGGAUUUGUCCCGGGGUGCCCGGGAAAAGCGAGAGAUGAUCACUCCAGCACUCCGAGAAGCCCUUUCCAAACAAGGUUAUCAAUUGAUUGGGAGCCACUCCGGAGUGAAGCUGUGCCGCUGGACCAAGUCAAUGCUGCGAGGCAGAGGAGGCUGCUACAAACACACUUUCUAUGGCAUCGAAAGCCAUCGCUGCAUGGAGACCACCCCCAGCCUGGCAUGUGCAAACAAGUGUGUCUUCUGCUGGAGGCACCACACCAAUCCCGUGGGUACGGAGUGGCGAUGGAAGAUGGAUCAGCCUGACAUGAUCUUACGAGAGGCUGUGGAAAAUCACCAGAACAUGAUCAAGCAGUUUAAAGGAGUUCCCGGUGUGAAAGCCAGUCGCUUGGAGGAAGGUCUGCAGGUGAAACAUUGUGCCCUGUCACUUGUAGGAGAACCCAUCAUGUAUCCAGAAAUCAACCGCUUCCUGAAACUGCUUCACCAACAUAGAAUUUCCAGCUUCCUGGUCACCAAUGCCCAGUUUCCCACGGAGAUCAGGAACCUGGAGCCAGUUACCCAGCUAUACGUCAGUGUGGAUGCCAGCACCAAAGAUAGCCUGAAGAAAAUUGAUCGACCGCUCUUUAAGGAUUUUUGGCAAAGAUUCCUCAACAGUUUAAGAGCCUUGGCCGCAAAGCAACAACGCACAGUGUAUCGCCUGACGCUGGUGAAGGCCUGGAACGUGGAUGAACUCCGAGCCUACGUGGAGCUCGUGUCCCUGGGGGAGCCAGACUUCAUCGAGGUGAAGGGUGUGACCUACUGUGGAGAAAGCUCUGCCAGCAACCUCACCAUGGCCAACGUGCCUUGGCAUGAGGAAGUGGUACGCUUCGUGGAAGAGCUUGUGGAUCUACUCCCCAACUACGAAAUCGCUUGUGAGCACGAACACUCCAAUUGCCUCCUGAUCGCGCACACCAAGUUCAAGAUUGAUGGGGAAUGGUGGACUUGGAUUGAUUAUGACCGAUUCCAGGACCUCAUCCACGAGUAUGAGACCAGCCGUGGGUCAAAGACCUUCAGCGCCAAGGAUUACGUGGCCAGGACUCCCCCUUGGGCAGUCUUUGGGGCCAGUGAGCGAGGUUUUGAUCCCAAGGACACACGAUUCCAGAGGAAGAACAAAUCCAAGGACAUCUCUGGCUGUUGAGACUCAGGCUUCGUUGGGAGAUGGAAGCUGGGACCAUAAUGGCCCCAGAACUGACUAGUCCUAACUAACUGUGUGAUCACAAGGACACAGAACUCAAAUGAAUUUUCAUGCGGAGAAUAGUAGAAAAUCAGAAUUCUGGGGAGAAGCCCUGCAUUGGAAAAAGAAAGAGCAUGGAACUCAGGCUAGGGUUUCAUUCUAGGACCCAGGGUUUUGCCUCUUCUAGAUCUAAGUAGGGAAAUGACCAGCGGAUCAGAACUGCCAUCGGUGGACUUUGACUCAAAGGGCAGUGAGCAUGAUUAUCAUGUCUGGUGCCCACCUGGUGUUAAGGGAUGAGCUGGCAUGGGCCGGGUCUCACUGCCUGCUCACCCUGAGCGGUGAUGCCCUUCUCAGCAUCCAGACUCAUUGCCCUCAUUGGACACUUGCCCUCCUGGAGUUCAGAUCACUGCUCUUUUAGAAGAGUAGUUCCCAAAAACCAUCCAAUUUGCCAUGAAUGGAAGUGGUUUUACUGCUUCACAGUUAGCUCUUUACUUUUCUGACUCUGUGCCAGCCCCUUGUGAAAUGGGAUUGGUCUUCGGUCAAAAUCUACUUUGCAUUCUGUGUCUUUCUGUUUCCACGCCACUUCCUAAAGAGCUAAUCCAUGGAUGGAUUAGAAUGAAAGCCUCUCUGCAUCAGGGGUAAUUGCAAUGUGAUUGCAUUGGAGUAUUUCUCCCAGCCAGAUUCCAAAACCAGGAGGACAAUUUGCUUUUUAUGCAAACAAUAAAUUUCCAGGCAUCUUAUAGCCAUGUGUAAAGUGGGCCCCUGUCUUCCCUUCAUUCUUAGAGCUACUGCUGUUCACAUGAAUCUUGAGGUUCAUUUCUGCCCCAGCAGAGAGCUCCCACAGUCCCCAGGGCUUGUUUUUUUUGAAGGUCAUCAUGGUUAUUUUUAAAAUGCCUUCAUCCCAGGAACUGAGCUUAAUAAAAUAUUCUUUUU
Vombatus ursinus (common wombat) is the source of this 3254-nucleotide messenger RNA. RefSeq names its product tRNA-yW synthesizing protein 1 homolog (gene TYW1). Gene Ontology annotation, molecular function: FMN binding; 4 iron, 4 sulfur cluster binding; catalytic activity. The record is from RefSeq and is a predicted model, not a curated record. The transcript has 16 exons. The coding region runs from base 75 to 2285 and encodes 736 amino acids. Lineage: Eukaryota; Metazoa; Chordata; Mammalia; Diprotodontia; Vombatidae. Gene Ontology annotation, biological process: wybutosine biosynthetic process.